Molecule: messenger RNA, 3652 nt
Organism: Ornithodoros turicata
Lineage: Eukaryota; Metazoa; Arthropoda; Arachnida; Ixodida; Argasidae
Product: mitochondrial proton/calcium exchanger protein-like
Exons: 13
Coding region: 302-2509 (735 amino acids)
Biological process (GO): intracellular monoatomic cation homeostasis
Cellular component (GO): mitochondrial inner membrane
Molecular function (GO): ribosome binding; calcium ion binding
Source: RefSeq, a predicted model, not a curated record
GGUACCGUGGCUGUGAUAUGGGUUUCGGCACGUUCAAUGGCUGACAUAAUUUUGUCGCAUCACGUUUCUGGCGCAUGUGAAUGCCAAGAGUAGCAAUCAGUAUGAUUCCAUGAUGAAAUACAAAUUGGAUUGGUUCUGUACACUUCUUCUAAUGUUCUAAGUCAUCAGCCAGGGGGACAGGUAAUAUUUAGAGAGGCGCGGCCAGUAGCCGGCAAUUCCCUUUAGGCCCAUCGUUGGACUGAAAAGGUGCUUCUGAUACUGUUUGCCAUUCUGCUCAGUGGCAGAAACAGGGAAACUGCACAUGAUGCAUCCAAGGCUACCACCAAGCACCAUUCGCUUGUGCUACUUGUGGUCUUCGAGGUCCAUCCUACACUGUGGUUGUGUGCUUAGGAUUUCUCCUGUGCUAGUUGAUCGCCACUGCAACUCUUAUCAUACUUUUGCCUGUGGUCUACACCGACGAUGUGCUGUUGCACAGCACCUGCCUGUGUCUUCAGUCCAGAUUGGUUGCAUUCGGCGGCCACUGACUAUCCCUUCUCGAUGUGUAAUGGAAAAGGAGUCUUCAAAAGUUGAGGGAACAGUAAAGGCACUCAAAGAGACUGAAGAGCCAUCCAGGACCACCGAAAUAAUUGCUCCUCUACAGGCACCGCCAAAACGUUCCUUGGGGAAACGCAUAUGGGAUGAGAUGGUACACUACUACCACGGUUUUCGUCUGCUCUUCAUUGACAUUCGAGUCUCAAGCAGGCUCGUGUACAGGAUACUUAAUGGAGACGACUUGACACGGCGGGAACACAAACAGCUUGUACGAACUGUCUCAGACCUUUUCCGUUUGCUUCCGUUCUCUGUAUUCAUCAUUGUACCAUUUAUGGAACUGCUUCUUCCUGUCGCCUUGAAGCUUUUCCCGAGUAUGUUACCAUCCACAUUUCAGACGUCAUCAGUAAAAGAUGCAAAGCUGAAGAAGCAGCUGAAAGUGAAACUUGAAAUGGCAAAGUUUCUACAACACACUCUGGAUGAAAUGGCUGUCAAGAAACGUGGUGAAACACAUUCUCACACUGCAAAGGAGUUUGCAAAGUUCUGUGAAAAGAUAAGGGAAUCAGGAGAACCAGCAACAAAUGAUGAAAUCCUGAAGUUCUCCAAGCUGUUCGAAGAUGAAAUUACCCUGGACAGUUUGUCACGCCCGCAGCUUACAGCGCUGUGUCGACUGCUAGAACUUCAGCCCAUAGGCACAAACAACUUUCUACGAUUUCAACUUCGAAUGAAACUUAGAAGUUUGAAAGCAGAUGAUCAGAUGAUUAAGAAAGAAGGCAUUGAGUCUUUGACUGUAGCAGAAUUGCAAGCAGCAUGCAGGGCGAGGGGUAUGAGAGCAAUGGGCCUUCCUGAGCCCAAAUUGCGUUACCAGUUGGCGCAGUGGCUGGACCUAAGCCUUAAUGAGAACAUCCCACCGUCACUGCUUCUCCUCUCACGAGCUAUGUUCCUCUCGGAAUUGUUGCCACCAACAGAACAGCUCAAGGCUACAAUCUCGUCGUUACCAAAGGAAGUGGUAACCGAAGCCAAGUACAAGAUUGGAGAGAGAGAAGGCAAGGUAGAUAAUCGUACCAAAAUAGAGAUUAUUCGCCAAGAAGAAGAAGCUAUUGAAAAAGAAAAACAAGAAAUUGUUGAAGAAUCCAAGAGGCUAAAAGAUGCUGCUGAAAAGGUAGCUGUGGUAUCUGAUGGAGCAGUGAGAGAAAUCCUAGAGGACAAGGCAGCCUUACUUGUGGAUAAAGCUGAAGAAUUGGGACAAAAGCCUCCAGUUCCUAAAGUUGAACUCUCCAAGUCAGAUUUUGCUGAUCUAGAAGAUGCCUUGGAAAAACUUUCUGAAGAGAAAAAGCAGCUUCUGAUUGAAAAGGAAGAGCUGGCAGACCUCAAGGAAGAAAUGGCUGACUACAAACAGGAUGUCGACGAGCUGAAAGACGUCAUUGUCAAGACAGGGAAACAGGACAUUCAAGAGACGAAAGCAGCCAUGCGCAUCUACAACAAGGUCAACCGCAUGAUUGGAAAUAUGGACCACUUAAUUGACAAACUCAACGAGGAGAGGAUGUCGAUGCAGCAUGAGCUGGAUGCUACAAAAAAUGGCCACUCAGAGAAAAUGGAAAAGACUAAGGACAAUCUCAUAGAAAUCAACGCCCUUCUCCUGGCUAUUCGAAGGAUACAGAAGUCCUCCAGUGACACUCGACUCGAGAUGAUCACUGAGCUUUUAGACACAUUGGACAUUGAUCAUGACGGAGCUGUGAAGAUUGAUCAUGUGAUGAAGGUGAUUGAUACUAUAGGAAGAGAAAAUGUGAAAGUGAAUCCAGCACAAAUGAAAGAGAUCAUUGAGCUUCUUCUGAAGGAAGAAUUUCUGCACGCCAAAUCGAAAGAAGCGCAAAACCAAGACAAGCAGUCACAGCAACAAGGUGCCUCAAGCGAGGAUACUUCCGUCCCAUUUUCAAGUGACUCCAGUGUAAGAGGGAGACAGCAGCAGCCCAAGAAUUAGUAGACAGGUGCGCCUUGUGUAAAGCAAGACAUUUUAUAGGUAACUUCAGCCUGGACAUGAGCAGUAAGAGCAAAUGAUCUAGCAUUAAGAGUAGCACCACUUGCUGAUGCAUAACUCGGUACAUGUCUGGGUGGCAACUUAGGGAGGUGGUACCAUGUAUGUGUAGCGCAGUGAUUGGAAAGCACCUCUAGGUCAUCUGUGGUGGCAUUAUAACACAUUACGGAAGCUUGUGUAAUGCUCUGGCAUUUUAAUUUAUUCACAGCUGCAAGGCAUCAGAAACAACACAUAUGCAUAUGCUUCAUAGUUCAUAAUGCUGCUUGUUAGGUUUUAAUGCUUGUUUUAACAUGAGGGUUAAAACAGCACUGUAACACAGUCCACCUUCUUGAUACCAGGGCUUGUGUUGACAUUUGUUAUUUUAGAUCUAAUAGUAAAAGCGACAAGAAUUGUAGGGGUUCCGCAUGAAAGAAUAAAGGUGGCUGAGGUGAGUGAACCACAGCCAUUGUGGGCACUUGUUCGUUUGUAAUUUUCUGCUUUGUGCAAGUACUAGGCAAAAUAUACUUCUGGUACUAUUUUUAAUGUUCUAAAAUAUUUUCACUUAAGUUACCUGUACCAUGUAGUAGCACUGGCAUGCUUUCUAUUCUGCUACUGUUUCCCACCAUACAAAUUGGAUGCUAACACUGUUCUUCAUGUAUGGUUGUCUGUGUGCAAUCAAUUGUAUAUAUGUGAUCAAUUACAUAGACAAAAUGUUGUAACUAACACUUGCCUUCAGGAGGUACAAGGCUACAUGUAAUUCUGCAAGUUGAUGUGUUGCAUGAUAUGGAACUUGUCAUUUUGCUAGCAACAGUUUGUACAGAAUGUUUCUUUUCUCACUUGACAUUGCUUGCGCUAUACCAUUGAAGGAAUCUUGGGUAUCGCAGGUGAUGUGGCAGUAAUGCCAGCUCUGCACAGCGUGCUUAAAAGUUUGAAUCAGCUGUAGCGGCCGCUCCCGAGUGCAUGAAAGUUUGUGAACACAUGAAAACAGUUAAAAGGGAGUAUCUUCUGCUGUAAUAUUUAUCCAAGUGGUGUUGUAAAUGAUGAAAAUCUAUAAAUUCUGUAUACUGAUGUAGUGGAAGUCUACCUAGAGAAAUAUAAAUUUAUUCUUGA